AUGACAGCAAAUCAUGACAAAGAUAAUAUUCCACAUAAAUGUGAUAAACGAUGUUCAUAUAAUAAAGAAUUAGAUAAUGAAGUUUGGAAAUGUUUACCAUGUCAUCGUAAUGGACGUGAUACAAUUGUCUAUGGAAAAUUAGUAACAAAAAAUGAUGGUCUUGUUCAAGGAUUACUUAAAUAUGUAUGGUCUGGUUGUGUUAUUGAAUGUCCAUAUCAUGGAGAAAUCUAUCGUUCAAGAAAACAUUGGUAUGGAAAUAAUGAACCAAAAGAUGUAACAUAUGUAGAAAUAAUUCAUGUAUGGCCUGGUGAUGAUAAUAGUCGAUUAGCUAGUGAUGUUACACCAAGAAAAUUUGUUGAAUUAAUUGCUUAUGCUAGCAGUUAUCUUGCAGCACCAACAAAACUAAUAACAGAAAUGGUUGCUGAUCAAGUAGCACCCUCAUAUUGGGUACCAAAUAAAUAUGUUAUUGCUUGUGCAGGGUGUAAACUUCGUUUUGGUUCGGAACAUUCUAAACAUCAUUGUCGAAAAUGUGGUCAUGUAUUUUGUGAUAUAUGUACAAAAUAUCGUCGUAUUGUUCCAUGGAUUGAUACAGAAAAUCCAGUACGUGUAUGUCUUAAUUGUAGUGAUAAUUCGAAAUCACAAUCAUCAUCACUUGAAACACACAAACAAUUAAGUCAAAAGAUAUAUACAAAUGAUAGUAGUGAUGAUUCAAUAAGUACUGUCUCAUCCGAGGAACAGCUUACCGAUUUAUAUUUAACACCAAUUGAUAUCUUCGAUAUUGAACAACCAGCUACAGUUGAUAUUCCAACAUCAAGACGUGUUUAUGAAAGUGUUAAAAGUGGUCUUGAAAAAAUCGGAGUUAAUUAUCCUAUUGAACUUAUUAAAGAAAGUACUCGACCAAAUUAUUGGAAGCCUGAUAAUGAAUGUUAUGCUUGUUAUAUUUGUAAACGAGUAUUUAAUAAUACAACAAAUCGAUUACAUCAUUGUCGAAGUUGUGGCGAUGGUGUUUGUGAAAAUUGUUCACCAAAUCAACGUCCUGUACCAGAAAGAGAUUGGUUAACACCUGUGCGUAUGUUUAUGUAUAAUGGUUAUUCAUCGUAUGAUAGCGAAAUUCAACGGCACAUUGUAUGUAAUUCACCAUUAUCAUCCAAUGUGCCAUUAUUAGUAGCUGAAGAAAUUGUUUUACCUUAUUUAAAACAUAUAAAUGAUUUAAUUAUAAGUAAUCGACCAUUUUCAAUUGUGACUGAUAAAGAUUUUAAAUGGACACUUGAAGUAUUUGCAUUCGGUUUUACAUGUGAAGAACCUGUAAUACUUCAAUUAUGUUCAAAUAUUUAUGUUGAAUGGUUAAAAGUAUUUGAAGGAACAUCCAAUAAUUCAAAUUCGAUUCCACCUAUAUUAAGAGAAAAAACAGAAUUUUAUUGGUCACAAAUGUUGUGGCAUUUAUAUCAUCUCUUUGUUGUUCAUGAUGAGAGACCAGCUGAUCUAUUAACAAAACGUAUAUAUACUCAUAAAGUUCUUCGGCAAUUACAAGCUGUUAUUAGUCAAACAGAUUUAAGUCUUGAUUUAUGGCAUAUCUUACUUCAAGUAUUUUUAGCUAUUGGUGAUACUGUAUUAUCUCCACCUUAUCGAACAAAUGAAGAAGGUACUGCUGUAACGAGCUUUCGUCUUGUACCAUCGAUUUAUCAAGUAUUUUUGGUUGCUACUUGUAAAGUACACAUUCCACCUGGUUUAUGGAGAACAUUUCGUGAUUAUGCGAUAACAUGGCGUCAUCGACCGGCUGUUAUAUAUGAUUGGGCACUACUUACAUGUGUUCUUACAUCAACUGUUGUGCGUAAAUUAUGGUGGCCAGAUUUAAUAUUACUUCAAUAUACUUGUACUGAAACUGAUCAAAGUGAAUAUAUACAAAAGAUAAUCGACUCUCUUUCAUUAGAUUUACUUGUUAUAACAUGGAUCAAAUUUCUUACUAUUCUACAAAAUCCAUCGGAAUGUGGUGAUGUUUCGGUUUUUGUACGUAUGCCAAAAUAUGCAAAUCAAUUACAAGGAAAUUCAAAUAUAAAAUUAAAAGAUUUAACAUCAUUACAAGAAUUACCACGUAUUUUUGUUAAUGUUACUAAAGCAAUUGGAAUGUUUGUUGAUAUAUGGUUAGGAAAAGAUAUUGAUUCAACUAGUUUAUAUAGUGCUAAACCAAUAAGUAAUUCAACAGUUACAAUGAAUGAUAAUACAAUACCUAGUGGUAAUUUAUUAUCACCAUCACGUCCUUUUACUCAAUCUGUUCAUGCAACAUCAUCAGGCUUACAACCAUCACAACAACAACAACAACAACAAACAGCUGGUACUUUAAAACCUACCAAAUCACAAGCUGAAAAUCGAAGAGUUAGUAUUCCAUCUGGUCAGUUAUAUUCAGCAGUAUCACCAACAACUAAUACAAAUUUAUCAUUAUCAAUUCCUCAACAAAAUCGUUCUGAACAAUUAUCAAAAAUUUUACGAACAAAUCGACCUACUGUAAAUAGUUUAAUGCAUCUAUAUGGUCCAUGGAUAUUAGAUGCAUGUUUAUUACAAUUAAAAGAUCGUUAUACACGUUCAGCAACAAUAGUUAAUGCAAAUGAUUCUUUUCGAAUGAAUGAAAUUGAUAAGACAAUAGAUAUUCAGAAUGAACGUUUAAUGGAUGAAGCAUUUGCUAAAUCAUUUGCAACACUAUGUACAAUAUUUGGUAGUGCACAUUGUGAUGAAUAUAUACAUUCAGAAUAUUUAAGUAGAUUUUAUUAUGCUUUACAACAAGGUCUUCGAUUUUAUCAAGGCGAUGAACAACGUUCUUUAACAAUAAUUGAAUCAAUUUUAUUAAAUAGUGCUGAUUUAUUUCGUAUUAAUUUACGUGGUAUUAAUAUUUUAUUACCACUUUAUUUAGAUGCAAUUGAAUAUUAUCUUCAAAAUGAUAUUCAAACAUAUAAUAAUAAUCAAUCAAAUAUGAAAAAUACAACAAAUUUAUCAAUAAAUCAUGAUCGUUUUAUACGUAUUCGUUUAAAAUGUAUUCAAAUACUUAUGUCAAUUGUUAGUUUACCAUUUCAUUAUGAAAAUCUUCAACAACAUUUAUUUGAAGAUUAUUUUGAAAAAUCACAUGAUAUACAAACAACAAUUAGAACAUUUUUACAAUAUCGUAUUAAAAUAUUAUCAUUAUUAUUAAAUGCUUUAAGAUUCGAACAAGAUACUACUAAUGUUCAAUUAUUAUUCGGUACUAUUCGUUUAGCUUGUUCAUUAUCAGCUCAUUAUGAUCGACAACAAGAUAAAUCAGAAGAUAAAGUUUAUAAAGAUACAAUUCCUGAAUAUUCAAAUCAAGCCGUAUUAUUAAUCUGCGAUAAAGGUACAAAUGAUUCUCAAUUAUUUUUGACUGCACUUGAUACACUUAUUUCAUUUGUAACGGAUCCAAUAUGUCAAAUACCGAUUGAAACAUGGAAAAUAGUUCUUAAACGUUUAUGUACUUUUAUUGAUACACAAUUACAUUUAAGUCCAAAACAUCAUACACGUGAAAUGCAUUCAACAUGUGUUGCAACAUAUAAUACAUUAAUAACAUUAAUUAUUGAACGACCAACAUUACUUGAUGAUUUAGAAAAUUUAUUUCAAUUAUGUGAAAUUAUUGAAUUAGGAGUAUCGGGUGAAAAAGCUCAAUCAUCAGAAAAAAUUAUUUAUAAAAAAUAUAAAGAAUUUCAUCCAGCAUCCCAACGUGUUGCUGAAGCUGCUGAAUAUUUAAUGUGUAUUCUAUUUGAACAUAAAGCUGUAUUGCAUUUAAAAAAUGAUAUAUGUAGAAAUUGGUUGGAUGAAACAACAUUUGCAAAUUCAAUGACAUCAACACAAUUCAAAUAUUUUGCUGUUAAUGGAAAUACUUUAUUAGCAGUUACUGAAUUACCAAUUACUGUUAAUAAUGGUUAG
Messenger RNA from Rotaria sp. Silwood2, 3924 nucleotides. Lineage: Eukaryota; Metazoa; Rotifera; Eurotatoria; Philodinida; Philodinidae. The record is from the annotation of a GenBank genome assembly.